This is a messenger RNA of Castor canadensis (American beaver), 2469 nucleotides long. NCBI's taxonomy places the organism in Eukaryota, Metazoa, Chordata, Mammalia, Rodentia, Castoridae. The record is from RefSeq and is a predicted model, not a curated record.
AUUUAUUCCUUACAACAUUGUCUGAGUCUAAUACCUUGAAGUUUGAGAUAUGGGAAAAUUUGGAUGGAAACUUCUCUGUGAAAAGUGUAUUUGAGAAACCUAACAACUUGAUGGUGGUUGGACAGUCAGCAUUUGCAGACUUUGAUGGAGAUGGACACGUAGAUCACUUACUACCAGGCUGUGAAGAUAAAAACUGCCAGAAAAGCUCCAUAUAUUUAAUGAGAUCUGGAUCGAAACAGUGGGUUCCAGUUCUACAAGAUUUUAGCAAUAAGGGCACACUCUGGGGCUUUGUGCCAUUAGUGCUUGAAGAACGACCAACUGAGAUACCAAUUCCAAUCACGCUUCAUAUUGGAGACUACAACAUGGAUGGCUAUCCAGAUGCUCUUGCCAUACUAAAGAAUACAUCUGGAAGCAACCAACAGGCCUUCUUACUGGAGAAUGUCCCUUGUAAUAAUGCGAGCUGUGAGGAAGUGCAUCGGAUGUUUAGAGUUUACUGGGAGCUGACGGACCUAAACCUAAUCAAAGAUGCCAUGGUUGCCACCUUUUUUGACAUUUACGAAGAUGGUAUCUUGGACAUUGUAAUGCUAAGUAAAGGAUAUGCAAAGAAUGAUUUUACCAUUCAUACACUGAAAAAUAACUUUGAAGUGGAUGCUUAUUUUGUUAAAGUCAUUGCCCUUUGGAGUGAAUCAGCCUGGACCUUAUAUCAUGUAUACAACUGUAGAUGCAAAUGGAUAUCCGAAAAAUGGCUCAGCCGGCCAACUCAGCCAGUCAGCACAUUUAGCUCUCCAACUACCAUACAACGUACUCGGUUUGGGUCGAAGUGCAAAUUUUCUUGACCAUCUUUAUGUUGGUAUUCCGCGUCCAUUUGGAGAGACGUCUGUACGAAAACAAGAGUGGACUGCAAUCAUUCCAAAUUCCCAGCUAAUUGUCAUUCCCUACCCUCACAAUGUCCCUCGAAGUUGGAGUGCCAAACUUUAUCUUACACCAAGUAACAUCGUUCUACUCACUGCUAUUGCUCUCAUUGGUGUCUGUGUUUUCAUCUUGGCAAUAAUUGGCAUUUUACAUUGGCAAGAAAAGAAAGCAGAUGAUAGAGAAAAACGACAAGAAGCCCAUCGAUUUCAUUUUGAUGCUAUGUGACGUGGCUUUACAUGACGGAAUGACCAUUCAUCUGACUAGUUGAAACACUAAAUUUUGACUGAUAGGAAAUAGGGGAUUUUGAAUAUUAUUUAUGAAUGAUGCAUCCUUUGGUAAUUAUUGGAAAGUAUUAAAAUAAAUACAGUCUGAAUGUCUCACAAGGUCUUUUUUAAGCACUUUGUAUAUAGUCAUUUGGCUUCUUUAUUCAGUAGUACUGUGCAUUUUUGUUCCUUUGUGGAAUGUGUUGCAUGUAUUCUGGUAUACUCUGGUAUCUAUGCGUUUAUAAUCUUACACGAGUAAUGAUGAAAAACAAUGUGUAAAUAAAAAUAUUCAAAUGAGCAGGGGUUUUUAUUCCACUUGAAUUAGUCUUGCUUCUUAUUCUAAUAAUGCAAAUUAUAUUUUGGCAAUGAAUCACAAAUAAAAUUAUUAAAUCUUCACCUUCAUUCCACAGAUCAGGGUCUCCUGGUUGGAAUGCAGAACAGUGACUGUCUUUAGAAUCACAGUAAAACAGACUUGCCUAAACCUCCCAGCUCCACAGCGUACCAAGUAGUUAGUAACCUCUCAGUAAGGCUCAGUUGUAUUGAUAGGACAGGGUAGCAUACCUACUCACUUGAGUUAUUAUAAAUAUUAAAUGAGAUGAUAUAUGUGAAGUGUUUAGCUUAGUACACAGCACAAAGUACUCAAUAGCCAGCAGCUGUCAUUAUUACUGAUUUUUGUGAUUUUUAUUAGACUUCUACAGCUAAUUCUCAAAGUAUACAGAAUUGAUACAAUUUUAUUUUUAGGCAUGAGGAAUCAUAUUCUUUGGAAAACUGAAAUUCUUGGUGGCUCACAUCUUACAUAAAGAUUACUUGCUCAUAUUAACUAAAUAUUAUAUAAUUCCCCAAAAGUAAAUGCAUCCUAAAAAUUUUCAUUUGAAAACUAGUCCUUGUUGUGAUAAUGAAGAGAAUUUCAUUUCUUAAAAGGACAGCAGUAUCCUAUAGCACCAUUUGAGAAUGCAAAUCUUGAAUCACAUUUCUACUCUCAAAGGCUUGGAAUCCUAAAAAGUCUAUAAUUUACAUUCAGACCUCAAUGCCAAUUUUAUAUUGUCAACUUCACAUUGCCAAAAUUUACUUUAAAAAGACUGAACUCUAAGAUUUAGAAAAAAUAUUUACAUAUCAAGGCUAAUGAUUUUCUAAUGACUGGAGCAUGCAAAGGCUUCUAAAGUACAGAAAUGUUAAUGAAAACAAUUUUGUUCGUGUUCCUUUUUUCUUUACAGUUCACUGAGAGUGGCAUAUAUUUAAUUAGUUUUUUAAUUACUUUUAAUUAAGCAUGUUAAUAUGUCUUAAUAAAUACUCU